This is a messenger RNA of Doryrhamphus excisus (bluestripe pipefish), 2787 nucleotides long. NCBI's taxonomy places the organism in Eukaryota, Metazoa, Chordata, Actinopteri, Syngnathiformes, Syngnathidae. The record is from RefSeq and is a predicted model, not a curated record.
GUAUGUUCCGCUUCACGAUCCGUACUGAUGAUCAUUUCCUUCUCAGAGCUUGAGUUGGGGUUAUUGUCGUUUGGUGUGUUUAUUUUUUUACGUACUUUGCUUUGUUUUUUUCGUGAUUAAUUCCACAUCGGCAAGAAAGGUAGUAACUUGACUGAAUUUGGUGGUUAAUUGUCGGUGUAUGCCUCGGCGACUGACCGUUUCAGGCUGGGUGGUGACAGAAUUACAAUGAUCGAGCGACCGGAGACCGUUCCUAGCAUUGCUCAGCGCAAUCUGGAGGGCUAUGUCGGCUUUGCCAAUCUCCCCAACCAGGUGUAUCGGAAGUCGGUUAAAAGAGGCUUUGAGUUUACCUUGAUGGUGGUUGGCGAGUCGGGUCUGGGGAAAUCUACGCUUAUAAAUUCCCUCUUCCUGACGGAUCUUUACUCCAAGGACUACCCAGGACCGUCGCAGCGCAUCAAGAAGACCGUACAGGUGGAGCAGUCCAAGGUGCUCAUCAAAGAGGGGGGUGUCCAGCUGACUCUCACAAUUGUUGACACCCCAGGUUUUGGAGACGCGGUCGACAACAGUAACUGCUGGCAGCCAGUCAUCAACUACAUCGACAGCAAGUGCGAGGACUUCCUGAACGCGGAAUCCAGGGUGAACCGCAGAUCGAUGCCAGAUAAUAGAGUCCACUGCUGUCUGUAUUUCAUUGCGCCCUCGGGACACGGUCUGAAGCCACUUGACAUCGAGUUUAUGAAGAGGCUCCAUGACAAGGUCAACGUCAUUCCGCUUAUUGCCAAAGCCGACACGCUAACUCCGGAGGAAUGCCAGCUUUUCAAGAAACAGAUCAUGAAAGAGAUCCAGGAGCACAAGAUCAAAAUUUAUGAAUUCCCAGACACGCAUGACGACGAGGACAACAAGCUGAUCCGGAAGAUCAAGGAGAAGAUGCCCCUGGCUGUCGUUGGCAGCAACGUCGUCAUUGAGGUGAACGGCAAGAAGGUCAGAGGUCGCCAGUACCCGUGGGGCGUGGCUGAAGAGGGCAUAUUUGUGGAGAACGGCGAGCACUGCGACUUCACCGUGUUGCGCAACAUGCUGAUCAGGACGCACAUGCAGGACUUGAAGGACGUCACCAACAACGUCCACUAUGAAAACUACCGCAGCAAGAAACUGGCUGCCGUCACCUGUAACGGCGUGGACGCCACCAAGACCAAGGGACAACUCACCAAGAGUCCCCUGGCCCAGAUGGAGGAGGAGCGGAAGGAGCAUGUGAUGAAAAUGAAGAAGAUGGAGGCAGAAAUGGAGCAGGUCUUUGAAAUGAAGGUUAAGGAGAAGAAGCAGAAACUGAAGGAUUCCGAGGCUGAGCUGGAGCGCCGCCACCAGCAAAUGAAACGCAACCUGGAGGCGCAGUACAAAGAACUGGAGGAGAAGAGACGAGUGUUUGAGGACGAGAAAGCCAACUGGGAGGCUCAGCAGAGAAUCCUGGAGCAGCAGAAACUGGACGCCUCCAAGACGAUGGAGAAGAACAAGAAGAAAGGAAAGAUCUUCUAGAGUCAAUUUUCUCCUCUUCAGUUACUCUCACACGUAUGUAUACUGUAUAUACUGUACAUGCAGUAUAUACUGUAUACAGUACACAUAGAUAAUUUCUAUAACUUUGAUAUUUCUAAUGCAACUUCCCCUAAAGACGUACAAUAUCUCCUGCUGAUGCUCCUUAGCCUCUGGAUUUCCUCUCACGGCUUUCUCCUUACUACUCAUUGUACACCUGUCCUACCUAGUACACCUGUCCUACCUGGUGCACUACUCAUAUGUACACCUGUUCCAACCUUGUACACUACUCAAUGUACACCUGUCCUACCUGGUACACUACUCGUGUACACCUGUCCUACCUAGUACACCUGCCCUAUUUUGUACACUUCUCAUAUGUACACCUGUCCUCCCUGGUACAUCUGUACUACCUGUUACAUCUGUCCUACCUUGUACACUACCCAAUGUACACCUGUCCUACCUGGUACACCUGUCCUACCUUGUACACUACUGAGUGUACACCUGUCCUACCUGGUACACCUGUCCUACCUGGUACACCUGUCCUACCUGUUACAUUUGUCCUACCUGUUACAUCUGUCCUACCUUGUACACUACUCAAUGUACAUCUGUCCUACCUGGUACACCUGUCCUACCUGUUACAUCUGUCCUACCUUGUACACUACUCAAUGUACAUCUGUCCUACCUGGUACACCUGUCCUACCUGUUACAUCUGUCCUACCUUGUACACUACUCAAUGUACACCUGUCCUACCUGGUACACUACUCAUGUACACCUGUCCUACCUGGUACACUACUCAUGUACACCUGUCCUACCUGGUACACUACUCAACGUAGCACCACUCAAAUGCCACAAAUAACGGCAGACUAUGUUAGUGUUGGGAAGUAUCCUUUGGUAUCCUACCUAGUACAGCUGUCCUACCUGGUACAGUAUUCCUAUCCUAGUACUAUUGUGGUAGUACAGUAGAUAUUGGUGGUCGGGUGGCAAAUGAGAUUUCCUUUUGAGGGAAAAACAGUUUUUGGAGAAAAUAUGAAAUAUAUUUUUGGAGCACCAAUCUGUGACUUUGGGAGAAAGCUGGGAGAGUACGUUGGUAUAUGAAAGUGAAAGUGAAAGCCCUCCCCCUCCCACUCCCCCCUUCCAUGAAAGCUGUUUUCUUUCAUGCAUUUUUGGACGUACCUUUUGAUAUGUAUAUUCCUUUCUCAUUGCUCUUAAGUAUUCCAUGUCUACUUGUACGUUGGCGAUAUUAAAAGUUGACACGGUUACACUUACAAA